AUGACGGAAACAACACGAGACGUUCAUCGGAAUUAUGAGCCAGCACCGGAUCCAGAGGCACUCACAGGACGCCCGGACGGAGGCAACGAUGUCGAAAAGAACGUCGACUACGAACCACAUCCCGAGAAGUCUCUGCAGGUAUCCGCUGAGCACCAAGCGAUCAUCAAUGGCAUCACGAACCUCUACGACGGGAGUUGCUCGGAGGAGGACAUGAAGGUGUAUGCGGAGAAGGCCAUCUAUGACGACCCCUGGAGCUACUGCGACACUCGCUACAAGAUCGCAGGACAGUGGUGGGGUCUCCCUGUGGUAUUCGCUAAGCUGCAGACGCACAAGACGGAAGUUGUCCUUGACAACGACAAUGAGAUCGUCUUCAAGAUGCAGCAUGAGUAUACGCUCAAACCCAGCGCUCUGCAUCUUUCGAAAGUGGUGAACAGUCUUGUCUGUUUGGGUCUGGACGAGAAUGGCAAGGUGAAGUACCACAAAGAGAAAUGGAAUGAAAAGGACUACAGCCAUGAAGGCUUGGGCAAAGCGAUGAAGACGUUGAACGGCGACCAGUUGACGCACAUCACGAAACCGCCGGAGUGGCUGUGA
This is a messenger RNA of Saxophila tyrrhenica, 591 nucleotides long. RefSeq lists its product as uncharacterized. The record is from RefSeq and is a predicted model, not a curated record. Bases 1 to 591 code for a protein of 196 amino acids. Lineage: Eukaryota; Fungi; Ascomycota; Dothideomycetes; Mycosphaerellales; Extremaceae. The transcript is spliced from 2 exons.